Molecule: messenger RNA, 2483 nt
Organism: Coregonus clupeaformis (lake whitefish)
Lineage: Eukaryota; Metazoa; Chordata; Actinopteri; Salmoniformes; Salmonidae
Product: cellular tumor antigen p53-like
Exons: 11
Coding region: 239-1438 (399 amino acids)
Biological process (GO): apoptotic process; regulation of transcription by RNA polymerase II; protein tetramerization
Cellular component (GO): nucleus
Molecular function (GO): DNA-binding transcription factor activity, RNA polymerase II-specific; RNA polymerase II cis-regulatory region sequence-specific DNA binding
Source: RefSeq, a predicted model, not a curated record
GCCCCUCCCAUCUGGUUAAUGGGGAAAUCCCCGAAACGCACGCUGUUCACUGAAACAAAAUAUUUUGCUUUCUAGCUGCUACGGAGUUGCAUUGACAGAGAACCGAGGUGCUGCAAGAACAGAUUCAUCAACGGGUGGCGAGAUCCUAUCGCCUUCCUCCAUCCCUCCUGACUUGUGUCCAGUCCUCUCCUCCGUCCAAACGGUCCAGUGAGCUGUCGAGAAAGUGAACAGAUACAGGAUGGAAGAGCAGGAGUUCAGCGUCUCCCUGGGCCAAUGUUCCUUCCAGCAGCUUUGGGAGACCAAUAUGACACCUCAGGGGCCCAGUAUUCCACUGGUUGCGACUGAAAACUGGUCUGACCUGGAUGUCUCGAUAAAUGGCAUCCACUUACCUCCCUCACAGCUCCUUCCCGAGGCCACCCUCCACAAGGACUUCGACGAGGGGCUGUUUGAGCUGCUGGAGCCCCUGGUUGUGGAGCCCUCGGUGUCAACCCUGGACAGCGUACCUCCCCCCGCCUCCACCGUCCCCUCCACCAACGACUACCCUGGGAAGCACGGCUUCCAGCUGCGAUUCCAGAAGUCUGGCACCGCCAAGUCUGUCACCUCCACCUAUUCUGCACAGCUGAACAAGCUGUACUGCCAGCUGGCUAAGACGUGCCCUGUGGAGGUGCUGAUGGACAUGGAUCCCCCGCCAGGAGCCAUCCUCAGGGCCACCGCCAUCUACAAGAAGUCUGAGCAUGUCUCUGAGGUGGUCCGCCGCUGCCCCCACCACCAGAGCGCCUCAGAUAACAAUGAAGGUGUGGUCCACCGCAGUCACCUGAUUAGGGUAGAGGGGAGCCAGUGGGCUCAAUACCUGGAGGAUGGAAACACCAAGCGUCAGAGUGUGCUGCUGCCUUAUGAGCCUCCUCAGCUGGGCUCUGAAACGACUACUGUUCUCCUGAACUUCAUGUGCAACUCCAGUUGCAUGGGUGGUAUGAACCGGCGGCCCAUCCUCACCAUCCUGACCCUGGAGACCCAGGAGGGUCAGGUUUUGGGUCGCCGUUGUUUCGAGGUCCGUGUGUGUGCCUGUCCCGGCCGGGACCGCAAGACCGAAGAAGAGAAUGCAAACAAAGUUCUGAAUGGGACCAAGACCACCAACGGCACCAAGAGAAAGUCCCAACGGGCCCUGCCCCCUCCAGGAACCAGCAAGAAGAUCAAGAACGGCUCCAGCACCGAGGAUGAAGACAAGGACAAUGUAUUUUUGUUGCAGGUCCGUGGCAGAGAGCGCUAUGAUUGGCUCAAGAAGAUCAACGACAGUCUGGAGCUGAUGGACCACGUUCCUCCCGCUGAGCAGGAGAAAUACAAGAAGAAAGGUUCCGCAAAGAGCCUCAAGCAAGAAGCAAUGGCCCCAAAGAGCGGAAAGCGGCUGCUUACGAAGGAAGAGAGGAGCGACUCGGACUAAGGCCAGGACACCUCAGACCUUAUUCUCCCAUCUAUUCCAGAACAACAUUAAGUUGUGACUCCAAAGUAAAUGUCCAAUACCAAACCCUAGGCCCUAUAGAAAGGAUAGGUAUCAGCAAGAUGGUAAUAGCGCCACCUAGACAGCCAUACUCAGGGCUCGGGACCCAGAAAAGGGUCAAUAGGGACUGACCAACAUUUUAAUAAUUGGUGUCAAAUGAACACACAAGACAUGGCGAAAUGUGUGGAAUUGCAGGAAAUUAGCCUUUAGACAGUUCAAACUGUGUAAACAGUUUGGGGUCACAUGGGUUGCAAGUUUUUAUUGUAUUUCUUUUAUAUACGGAUAAAUGACUGUCCAUCAGGAACUUUGACGACUAGGAAAUCUGUGUGACCGGACCUUCUCAAAUAGUACUCGAGUACGAUGGUGGGAUUUUCACCACAUUUCUGAUACCAGUCCAACAUUUUCAGUACAACACAAAGUGCGUAAGUGUAGGGACUAGGGUUUGGUUUGGAAUUAGGUAAAUAAGACCCCCUCCCCCCACUGCCUUAACCAUCUGGUGUGACUUCCUCCUCAUCACCUGCCCCCCCAAACAGCACUUCAGGUUGUGCUUUUAUGAUUUGGCCAAUUUAAAACUAGUAUUCAUAUCUUGACCUGCCUAGCCACGAAGCUUUGUUACCAGUUAAUUGGCCAGUUGCCUGUUAGUAUUUUUUAUACCUGUUAAACAUAACCACUGCUGUUAUUCCUCCCCCUGAAACCUUGACUUCCACCCCCCUUUUUUUUUUUUUUUUACUUGUAGCUGUUGUUAUCAGAAUAAUGUUUUUCCAUUGUUAAAAAAACUAAUUUUAGUUUUGUAUCCAUUUUAGUUUACUCUCUCUUUUGAAGAGUUAUGAUAUACUUAGCACAUUUAUAUUUGUUUACUUCGUCGUUCUCUGAUGGAAACUCUUUUUGCUGAUGUCAUUCGGUGCUGAGACAUGAUGUUUUGUUUAGGGGAAAAAGGAAACAUUUCAGGGAACUUUAAAAUCAAAUUAAAGUGAUUUCUUAAGUAAUA